Molecule: messenger RNA, 10248 nt
Organism: Scomber scombrus (Atlantic mackerel)
Lineage: Eukaryota; Metazoa; Chordata; Actinopteri; Scombriformes; Scombridae
Gene: ncor2
Product: nuclear receptor corepressor 2
Exons: 46
Coding region: 287-7564 (2425 amino acids)
Biological process (GO): negative regulation of transcription by RNA polymerase II
Molecular function (GO): transcription corepressor activity
Source: RefSeq, a predicted model, not a curated record
GGCACGGCAUAGCUGAAAACCUCCAGCGGAACAAAUGAAAACGAAAACUACUCUUUCAUGUGGAUUAAUUCAGAGGCGAGACACCCACUCGAAGUGAGAAACCCUUUUAGCGAAAUUGUACCGACUGACGAGGAUUGGGACAUUUGCUACUGUACGAUAACACCGCCGGAUGGUCUCUCCUGCCCCGCCGCUAAGGUCGCUGGCUAAGAGGAACAGCCGAUAAUGCACGGCAUCUGCUCUGCAGCCACACCCACUUCCUGCUUGUAGAGGAAGCGGCUGUGCCAGCAUGUCCUCUCAUCCCCAGUCUGUGCCGCCGGGCCGGAGGACUGUGGACACACGGCACCUGCCAAACCCUGCCACUUUACCACUGCAGCUGCAGCGGGCACACACGGAAAUGGGACUGGUUGACUACCACUCUCAUCAUGCCAGGGACUACAGCUCGCACCUGGCCCAGCCCCAUCGCCGUCGGCCCUCCUUACUUUCAGAGUUCCAGCCUGGGAAUGAAAGAGGACAAGAGCAGCAUAUCCGUUACGAACACAUCUACCUACCAGACCCUAGCAGCCAAUCGGAGGUGGAGUAUGAGAUGAAACGGCCUCGUUUAGAGAUGGGACCAGAGUCUCUGAUGAGGCCCUCGUCUCACCGGUCUCAGCUGCCUAUGGGAGGAGCUGAGGAUAUGGCAAAGGAGCGUGGGAGUUCCAUGGGGAAGCUCGAGCCAAUCUCCCCAGUGAGCCCAGUGCACAUGGACCCCGACAUGGAUCUGGUGCCGGCUCGCUUCUCCAAGGAGGAGCUGAUCCAGAACAUGGACCGGGUGGACAGGGAGAUCACUAUGGUGGAGCAGCAGAUCUGCAAGCUUCGCAAGAAACAGCAACAGCUGGAGGAGGAGGCUGCAAAGCCCCAUGAGCCAGAGCGGCCCAUUUCACCACCACCUAGUGAGGCCAAGCACCGCAGCCUGGUGCAGAUCAUCUACGAUGAAAACAGGAAAAAAGCAGAGGAGGCUCACAGGAUACUGGAGGGACUGGGACCCAGGGUAGAACUGCCUCUGUACAAUCAGCCUUCUGAUACCAAGCAGUACCAUGAGAACAUCAAAAUAAACCAGGCGAUGAGGAAGAAGCUCAUCUUAUACUUCAAGAGGAGAAAUCAUGCUCGUAAGCAGUGGGAACAGAAAUUUUGCCAGCGCUAUGACCAGCUGAUGGAAGCCUGGGAGAAGAAGGUGGAGCGCAUAGAGAGCAACCCGCGGCGCCGAGCCAAGGAGAGCAAGGUGCGGGAAUACUACGAAAAACAGUUCCCAGAGAUCCGCAAGCAAAGAGAGAUGCAGGAGCGCAUGCAGAGCCGUGUUGGGCAACGAGGAGGUGGGCUGACCUCAUCUGCAGCUCGCAGUGAGCAUGAGGUCUCUGAGAUCAUUGAUGGGAUAUCAGAGCAUGAGAACACAGAGAAGCAAAUGCGACAGCUGGCGGUCAUUCCUCCCAUGCUGUUUGACGCUGAGCAGCAACGCAUCAAGUUCAUCAACAUGAAUGGAUUGAUGGAUGACCCCAUGAAGGUGUACAAGGACCGGCAGGUCAUGAAUAUGUGGAGCGAACAGGAGAAGGACACUUUCAGAGAGAAGUUCAUUCAGCACCCCAAAAACUUUGGUCUGAUUGCGUCUUGUCUGGAGAGAAAGACGGUGGCGGAGUGUGUGCUGUUUUACUAUCUGACCAAAAAGAAUGAAAACUACAAGAACAUAGUGCGGAGGAACUACAGACGCCGGGGAAGAAGCCAGCACGGCCAGCAGCAACAGCAGCAGCAACAAGUGAACCGAAGCAGCCAGGAAGAGAAGGAGAAGGAGGAGAAAGAGAAGGAGGGAGAGAGGGAUGAAGAAAAAAAUGAAGCCGAAGACAAGGAAGAUGGAAUGAAGGAUGACACCUCUGGAGAAGACGCAGAGGACAAAGAGCCUACAGUGGCUUCCAAGGGUCGACGCACAGCCAACAGCCAGGGGCGCCGCAAAGGCCGCAUCACCCGCUCUAUGACCAGUGAAGUGGAGGAGACCACCACACCACCUCUCAACAAUGAGCUCGCCAAUCUGGAGAUGAAUGAGAGCUCUCGCUGGACUGAAGAAGAGAUGGAAACUGCCAAAAAAGGCCUUCUCCAAUAUGGUAGGAAUUGGUCUGCCAUCGCGAAGAUGGUGGGAUCAAAAACCGUGUCUCAGUGCAAGAACUUCUACUUCAACUACAAGAAGAGGCAAAAACUGGAUGAGAUUCUGCAGCAGCAUAAAAUGAAAUCGGAGAAGGAGCGAAAGGCCCGUCGUAGGGGGAAAGCCCUACUGAAUGAGGAGGCCAGUGCCCCUUACACAGCAGAGGAGGAGGAGAUGAUGGAGGGUUCAGGGGCCAGCGGCAAUGAAGAGGAGGCCGCUGAAGAUGGAGAAGGUGGAGCGAACAACAGCUCUGACACAGAGAGCUUGCCUUCACCACAUUCAUCAGAUGACAGCAAGACUAAGGAGGAUGGCUCGGGCAGGUCCAAGGCAAGCUCCAAUGCCGGGGACAAGGAGGGAGACAUGGGCCAGGCCGGGGAUGAGAAACCCCCAGUCAAAGAAGAUGCAGACACAUCUAUCAAACAGGAGAUAAAGACUGAGAUAGGGGAACCUAACAAGGAGCAGCUGCAGCUGCCACCCAGCGAUGCCACAGACAAGAAACCUCCUACAGCAGAGACUGAGGAAGUCAAGAGCUCCACUAAGAGCUCCAAGAAGGACCAUGGGACCAAAACGGGCUCCCAUGGGGACAGUGACUCUAGUGCCACUUGCAGCGCUGAUGAGGUGGAAGAGACAGACAACACAGAUAAAAACAGAAUGACUUCUCCACGUCCAAGCCUGCUGAACUACGCUCAUGAUGGGGUCAUAUCCUCCUCGCUGCAGAAGCCCAUGGACCUCAAACAGCUCAAACAGAGGGCUGCUGCUAUACCGCCUAUUAUGCCAGAAGCGUCUGUACAGGGCAGUCAGCGGAGUGGGGGCAAGGGCUUGCUGCCCCCCCACGCCCUGGCACUGUACCAGCAACAGAUCACCAUGGCUCACGGGGAGUCCUCUCAGGAGGUCAAACAACAACUGCAGCAGCAGCAGCUUUCAGGCCAGUCGGGCAAACAGCAGCCUUACACCUCGCAGGGAGACAGAGACAGGGAGGCUCUUCACAGCAGCAGCCCUCGUAUCCGCCCACGCAGCCCCUCCGCCGGCGACAAGGAUGAAAAGUCCCGGUCCUUCUCUCCGCAUGGUGAAGCCAAGCGGCAGGCAAUGUGCCCCGAUGACCUGAGGACCUCUAACUUGGGUCGGCCAGUUCUAUCCCCUUACCCCAUGUCCCCACGAGACAUGGUCAAGAUCAGUCACGACCAGCACCUGCUCCACUACUCGUUCCAGCAAGCAGGCCACCCUGCACUCCCAAAUCUGCCACAGGAUAGUGGCAGACUGGCGGCAGUGAGACCCCACACGAUGCCGGAACCACCGCCUCUUAUUUCCUCCACCAAGCCAGGGGGCUCCAUCACACAGGGCACCCCAGUGCAGUUGCACAGCCCAGCUCAUGGGUUGGACCAUGGGAAGAUGCCUCCUACACAGAUGGGCUUGCCUUGGAUGGAUCAGAGGAAAGUUGCAGGUCCGUUCCCCGUGAUAAAGCAGGAACAGUUAUCCCCUCGCAGCUCGUCGUCUCAAGGUGACAACAUGUCGACCCAGGGGACACCUCAUGAUAGCCCCGCUGGAAGAGCUUCCAUUCCAGCUGUUCAGGGAGGUAGUAUCACUAAGGGCAUCCCAGGGACCAGAAUGCACGAUUCCCCCAUCUCCUACCGAGGGGGCUCCAUCACUCAGGGGACACCGGCUGAUGUGCUGUAUAAGGGAACCAUAACCCGUCUGAUCAAAGAGGACAGUGCCACCCGAGCCGAGAGGGAGCGGGAUGAAGCACUGUCUAAAGCCCACGUAGUCUACGAGGGCAUAAGUGCGCACAUCCUCACAUAUGACCGCCCGCCUUCUCAGACCCCUAAAGAUGAGGGGAGAGGCCCUGGGCAGCCAGGGGAAAUUCUUGGCCUGAAGCGUCCAUAUGAUGUUAUGGAGGGAGGCAUCUCCAGAGGACUGCCUAUGAGGGAUUCACUGUCUGCUGCCAACUGUGAAGGUCUGAUGGUUCGAGCCAUGCCUCACGAUAGGGACAGUCCACACCACACACCUUACAAGGAUGCUCACCAUAUCCGUGGUUCCAUCUCACAAGGUAUACCUCGUCAUCUGGACCCUCAGGAUGGCUAUCUGAGGAGGGAGGCUAAGCAGAUGAAGAGAGAGGGCUCUCCAACCCAUGGACCUGGUUCACUUUCUGAUCCAAUAAAAGGCAGAGAGUCCAUGGUGCCCACGGUGAAGGAGCCUGGGCGCUCCAUCCACCUCAUUCCCAGGGAGGAGCUCAGACAGCCUUCUAAGGAGGGCAUCAUAACACAGGGAACACCCAUGAAGCAGGAAGCAGCUGGUUCAGGGAAACGUCAUGAUGUCCGCUCCAUCAUAGCCAGUUCACCACGUUCCUACCACAACACACCCCCACAUCUGGAGAUGCGUGCAGAGAGGGGGCGCUACGAAGAGGCACCCAAAGGGCGCCCCAGUGCAGUGGUCAGCACAGCUAGCUCGAUAGCCCGCUCCUCCCCUCUGACACUGGGGUCCGAGCAGGGAGGCAAGGCCCAUCACAGUCCAGUGGGCUAUGAUGACAAAGGCGCCUUAAGGAACCCUUACCCUGGACCCUCACAUCGUGGCUCCCCCCUUUCCAGGGAGGCAAGCCAAAGGCAGCAUGAUGGUUCCAGUAAGAAUCAGCCUCAAGAACGUAAAUCCACACCAACCCCCAGGGAGAUGAGCGCUACCAAAUCACCAAUCCCAGGUGUUCCUGAUCAGCAGACUUAUGAGCGUCUUCUGCAGGGUCUCGGAGCUGCAGAUGUUUACCGUCAAAUCCCCUUGGCCUUCGAUCCUGCAUCGCUGCCCCGUGGUAUACCCAUUGACCCAGCCGCCUACUACUUGCCUCGCCACCUAGCCCCCAACCCAGCAUACCCUCAUCCCUACCCCUACCUCAUUCGUGGCUUUCCUGACACUGCAGCUCUGGAGAACCGCCAGACACUGCUCAAUGACUACAUCACCUCCCAGCAGAUGCACCAGUGGCCCGCAGCAGCUGCCAUGGCUGCCCAGCGCUCAGAUCUGCUGAGGGGCCUCACUCCACGAGACCAGCCCCUUCCUCUGCAGUAUUCUGCAGCCCCUCGUGGAAUCAUCGAUCUAUCUCAGGUGCCACACUUACCUGUCCUGGUCCCUCCCUCUGCAGGGGCAGCCGGUUCACCAAUGGAUCGCAUCACCUACAUCCCGGGGGCAAGCACCACCUUCCCUGGCAGGCCUUACACCACCUCCCCCAUCUCACCCGUUGGCUCCUCGCACAUGAACAAGAUGCAAGGCACGUCCUCGUCUUCAGAACGCGAGCGCGAAAGAGACCGCGAACGCGACAGAGAGCGCGAACGGGACCGGGAGAAAGACAGAGAGCGGGAGAGAGAAAGGGAGCGUGAACGUGACCGGGAGAGAGAUCGCGAAAGAGAACGGGAGAGAGAACGCGAAAGGGACCGGGACAGAGACAGGGAGAGAGACAGAGAGCGCGACCGAGAGAAAGGAGGGUCACUCGGAAAUGUGGAGCACGCCCCCAUUUGGCGACCAGGUACAGAGCACAGCUUGGCAAGCAGCAGUAGCAGUGUGAGACCUUCCUCCCAGCCGUACAGCCACCAGCACUCCCCAGUGUCCCCUCGCACCCAGGAGAACGUGCAGCAGAGGCCGAGUGUGCUGCACAACACUGGGGGCAAGAGUCUUUCUGUUGGAGAACACUCCAGCUCAUCUGUGUUAAGGUCCAUGGCCCCAGGGCCAGCCCGCUACCAAGGUUACCCUGGCCACCUCCAAAGGACAGGUGUGCCCCCUGAAGCCUACCCACCUGCCAUGGACUCGAGCAUGGCCAAAGAGCAGAGUCGCGACGCAGGCAAAAACAGGGGAGGUCUACUCAAGCAUGUACAGGACCAGCACGGGCCCUCCGGUAAAUCUGACCCCAAGCUGUCCAGUCCCAGCCAAGGAGGAAUGUACCCAGGUUCCUAUACCUCGGCUUCGAGCCGGCCACAGCACCUGCUGCCUCCCCAGUCGGAUAACCCUCCUGGCCGUGGAGAAUGCGGUACACCUAGUAGGGAAAAGACUCAAAACAAACCGAUGUCCAUUCAGGAACAAGAGCUCCGAGCACUCGGUAAGACCACCAUGACUGCGGCCAACUUCAUAAACGCGAUUAUUAUGCGUCAAAUUUCUUGUGAAACGGGGAUGCCAGAGACGGGCUCGCUUGUUGCCAGCAGCGCCACUGAUGCUCAACAGAAGAUGGAGCCACAUGGUUUGUACCGUCCUCCGUCUGAGGAGAGGCUGUCCCCUGGCCAGCAGCCCCCGUCCCCCUGUGUGAAAGGCAGCCAGAGGGUGGUCACCCUGGCCCAGCACAUCAGUGAAGUGAUAACUAAAGACUACACCAGGCAGAGCCAACAGCAGCAGCAAAGCUACCACGGCUCUCCUGUCCUGGACUUGACCCGUCCACCCAGUGCCUCCCAGCCCCACACUUCACAGGAGGCUGCCCAGGGGUCCCGCUAUUCAGAGGGUCUCGUAGGAGAACGCAACAGAGAUAGGUCUCCCCCUCAACCCAAGACAUCACCUAUCAGUGUUUCUAAUGAUGGCAUUGAACCAGUAUCUCCUGCUGGAGCCAACUCUGAACCUGAAGUCCAAGGAGGGGCCUCCUACCCCAAUGAGCAGGGAGAGCAAGGAAUGGGCUCCCGUUCCCCUCCCAACACCUCCCAGCCUCCAGCUUUCUUCAGCAAGCUGACGGAGAACACCUCCGCUAUCGUGAAGUCAAAGAAACAGGAGAUGAUCAAGAAGAUGACCGUGGUGGGAAGUGACGGCGAUUUCAAUGCUGGUCAGCCCGGAACAGAGAUCUUUAAUAUGCCAGCGUCUACAAUAGCAGGAACCGUGAGUGUCCGCAGCCACCCAGCUCCAGAGGCACCUGGUAACUCAAUAGGCCUGGAGGCCAUUAUAAGAAAGGCCUUAAUGGGCAAAUACGAUGAGUCUGAGGAGCGCUCCCCAUCCAACGCUGCUAACCAGAUGGGUUCCAGUGGAGCUGCUGCUAUGUCUGAUGGACGUGCAGAGGACUGUUUCUCACAAGGUGGUGGGAAGUCCUCAAAGGGCAGUGGGCGCUCUAAUGGGCGCAAAGCAAAGUCUCCAGGACCAGGCCUUUCAGGAGGGGAGAGACCGUCCUCUGUGUCCUCAGUCCACUCAGAGGGAGACUGCAACAGACGAACUCCCCUUACUACACGUGUCUGGGAGGACCGACCAUCAUCUACAGGUUCAACUCAAACCCCCUUCCCGUGCAACCCGCUGAUCAUGCGUUUCCCCAGCGGGACGGUGUCUGCUCCCUCCCCAUCCUCCGGCCAGCCAGGAGGCCAGGGUCCGGGGUCAGUACCUGGACAGGGUCGCUCCUGGGAAGAGGAGCCCAAGCCUCUGCUCAUGUCUCAGUACGAGACUCUGUCUGACAGCGAGUGACCCAAAAUGCUAACGCACAACAGGACCCGCUAAACAGUCCACCACCUCCGUGCUGCUGCAGCCACACACACACACACACAUACACACAAACACACACACACACACACACAUAUACACACAUACACACACACUCUCACAGGGCGUACAUCUACCGAGGCAUCUGCAAACCUACCUGCACCAUUCCACUCUGCAUUUCCUCCAUUGGUCGUCAAGCAAGGAUCGCAGAGCACCGUCGAGCUGGAACACUGCAGCUCCGUGUGUGUGUGUGUGUGUGUGUGUAUGUUUGUGCUUAACGUGUAAUGCAUUCACUCCAGGACUACUCUAAAGGACAAAUCACUUUUUAUUUUAUUUUUAACUUUACUACUUUUUCCUCACUGGCCUUAUAAAUACAGACACAUUGACCUGCACCUCUCGGGGUGCACCGCUCUAAUGUGCUUACACGUGUGUGGACGGGGACUCGGAGGUCAUCUUGUUGGUCUGGUCAGGAGCCUGACGGCGGCUGCUCUAGUGACAGAUUUCGACCACAGGUCUGCCCUGAGAGCAGCGGACCACACAGCGAGGACCCUCGUACGUUUCUUCACAGUGAACUCCAGGUGCAGGCGACCUGUGCACUGCUACCACUACAAGAAGACGCUCGAGGGACGGGAGGAGAAUCAACAUCUGUUUUUUUUUUUUCUUGUUUCGGUUCUUUUUUUCUCCUUUUAACUUCAGUCAGUCCAGUCCUGUGUUUGGAAAGUGAGCUGAGACCUUUAGUACAUUUUGAUGGUGAACUUUUGAUGGUUAUAUUUGUCGUCUCUUAUCUGAAAUGAUGUAUCUUUUUCGGGGAGGGGGCGGGAGGCAGAGAUUGUUAUGCGGGAGGGUCAUAUCAUUGGUUUACAGGGUAAACAUGCUGUUCAUUGCUGAUGUCAUCAUAUAUUCGGGGAGGGUCCUGAGGAACGGCAAAGGCCUGUUGACUUCAGGCAUCCGUGUGGGGGGAGAGAUGUGUUGCCACAUGGAUGGCUCUGAGACAAGUGACACUUUCUCACUGUUUUUAUAUUAACCAUGUCUGUGUUUGUUGAAACAGUUUUUGGAUAUUAAGCACUUAGUUGUCAAUCUGUUCACAAUGGCAUUUUUAAGAAUCUGUGUUUCCUGGGGCACGUGGAAAAUGGACUCAAGAACAGCAUAGAAAGCCCACUGUGGAGGUAUCCUUUAACAUCUAUGUUUUAUUUUGGUCUUGCCACUGAUCAUUUUUUCGAAUGCUCCCGCACUCAAAGCGACAAUCACAUCCCAGUCAACGACGACUCCGCCGCUUCGAGCAGGUGCAGACCAACCGUAAAGCUGCUUAAAGGCAAACUCCUCAGCAUCACACGGAGUUUGCUCGCAUUAAAGAGGUGACACACAAAAAAAAAGCCAUCUUUCUAUGACCCUUAGUCCAUGGCGUCGUCGGCUUCAGCCGGCCCGCUAGAAACUCGUCUAGGAGCUGUUGUGACGGUCUGACCUCUGACCUUUUUACUGAGACUCAACUCCUUGUCCAGGCAGAUUUUGUACAGUUAUUUCCUAGUAUUAAGUGCCAUUUAUUUUACAUACACAAUACAGUACUGAAGUUACCAAGUGACGCACAAUUUAUCUUUUGGCCCCCCAUGCCAGGGUUUAUAUACUGUCCGCGCAGGGAAAUCUGAAAACAAAAAAGCAAAUGAAACGUCCUUUUUUAAAUUUUUGUGUGCAUUUUUUUUCUCUCCCUCUUCCAAGUCCAUCACAGCCUUAGCUUUUAACAGUUUCUCACUCAUUAGAUUCAUCUAAACAAGACAAUGCUGUAUCACAGGUGUGACAUGUGUUCUCCACUACGAGACCUAUGACAUUAACAAGUGUACUUCAUCGCACCCUCUGUGUUUGUACGGGUUAGAGGAAGUCGAGGGGAAGGCAUCAGAGAAAGUUUUAUGUAACGUUAAGUUAACAUAUACUCAGAUUUUACUGGCAGUAUUUUUUAAAGGUCACCCUCUCUCUUGUGAAUGAUUCAGUGAUGUGAAAUGUUUCCGCUCCGUGACUUUGUGCAACCAGGGACGGAUUCUGUCCUCUGGCUUGAACACUCUGGAGGAACCGGAGUGAUCUUGUUUAAGUAGUUCAGAAGAGCGUCUCUCCCGUCUCUAGUUCAUUUUGUCACAGUGGAGACUAACAGCACACACACACACACACACACACACACACGACUGUUAUAGGACUACCUCCUCUUCCUCCUUCAAUCCUACCUGUUGAUGGUGAAGCAUCUAAGCGUGCCACACCUGCAAGAACGCUCAUCUCAGCCAUGUUUUAGGUCAGAUUUUUCUAUCAAGGUGAUGACUGAUUGAGGGUUUGUAAUUUCAUCAGGCAAGGCAAAAAACAACAAAAAAACAACCCCAAACAGCCAGGCUUUGUAUAUCGGUCUCUCCUCUUGUUUAUCAUUUAUCCACUGAUGAAAUUUAAGAAUGUGACGGUAAACAGACAAAGCCAUAUCCAGCUGUUCCCUAAACGGAUGACGAAACUAAAGCAUUGUUUUUAAAAGUAUAAUGAAAUGAAUUUUAACACGCAUCCAUUUUUUUUGUUUUCGUCCUUGUUGUCUUUAUUCAAUCCACAGCUGCUUUAUUACCAAUCAAAAAAAAAAAUCAUUCAAAACUUAAAAAGUCAAAGUUGAUCGCUGAUGUUUUUUCCCCCGGACUGUCCGAGGGGUG